AUGAAUCGCUUCUUCACGCCCUUCUUCAAAACCCUCGUCGACCACGAAGUAACCGUCGAGCUCAAGAACGACAUCUCGAUCCGCGGUACGCUCAAGAGCGUGGACCAGUACCUCAACAUCAAGCUCGACGAUAUCAGCGUCGUGGAGGAGAUAAGGUAUCCGCAUUUGAGCUCGGUCAAGAAUGUCUUUAUCAGAGGCAGUGUGGUGAGGUAUGUCCACCUGCCUGGCGCGGCCGUGGAUACGGCUCUGUUGGAGGAUGCUACCAGGAGAGAAGCUGCUCAGGCAAGCGCCAAGGCGAAGCAGGGAUGA
Molecule: messenger RNA, 309 nt
Organism: Coniosporium apollinis CBS 100218
Lineage: Eukaryota; Fungi; Ascomycota; Dothideomycetes
Exons: 4
Coding region: 1-309 (102 amino acids)
Biological process (GO): mRNA splicing, via spliceosome
Cellular component (GO): precatalytic spliceosome; Lsm1-7-Pat1 complex; P-body
Molecular function (GO): RNA binding
Source: RefSeq, a predicted model, not a curated record